Messenger RNA from Liolophura sinensis, 1479 nucleotides. Its product is annotated as leucine-rich repeat and immunoglobulin-like domain-containing nogo receptor-interacting protein 3. Lineage: Eukaryota; Metazoa; Mollusca; Polyplacophora; Chitonida; Chitonidae. The transcript has a single exon. The record is from RefSeq and is a predicted model, not a curated record. Gene Ontology annotation, molecular function: protein binding. Bases 1 to 1479 code for a protein of 492 amino acids.
AUGAAGGUUCCUGCCCUGCUGCUGACAAUCGUCCUUUACUGCGCCGCGAAGAACAGUCACCAUGUCGAUCUCAGUCACCGCGGACUCCAGACUGUACCGACAAACAUCUCGCUCACAACAGCGAGUCUCGAUUUGAGUUGGAAUUGUCUGCAAAGUAUACCCAAUGACUCCUUCGUCAACUUAAAUUCGUUAACCUCGCUGGAUCUGUCCCAGAACAAACUCACGAGGUUAGAACCAUCAGCUUUCGGAGGUCUGUUGCAGCUCCUUUUUCUAAACCUGGGAAACAACCAGCUGCUACUGGGAUACAAAUCCUACCCUCCCACAGUAUUUCACCCUCUGGAACAAUUGGAAAUCCUAAAUAUGGCUGACAACAUUCCAGGCCAACGGCUAGAUCAUCCUUUUCCGAACGAGAUUUUCAGUGGCCUUGACUCGUUGAAAGAGUUAAGCAUUGAUGGACCUGACGACGGUUCCUUUGGUCCAGGGGUGAUGCAUAUGUCACAACUUAAAAGCCUUUCCGUAAACUUCUGGGAGUCUGGCGAUAGUCUCAGUAAUGAGACAUUGGCUUACUUCUCAGGUUUACCGAUCGAAUCACUAGUGCUGCUAAGUCAGGGUUUAGAAGCAGGAACUCUAAGAUAUUUUCCAUUCUUGACAAGCUUAAGUUUAAAGACCAACGGGAUUACCAAGGCACUCUCCGCACUUGCUGACCUCACCCAUCAUAAUUUGACCUACCUUACAAUCUCAGGAUGCAACCCCGGCGCUGGGAGCCUCAGGGAUCCAGAAAACUUAAUCCUUACCCGAAAUAACACGGUUCACCUGGCGGAUAUUUGUGUGCGCCACCUGGACCUAAGCGACAACGCCCUCAUCCACGUCGGGAAAGAUGUCCUGGUUGGAUUCCGCUAUCCGGAGUGCGUGGAAAGUUUUAGAGUGAACGGAAACUACCUGUCAAUCGCCUCUAAUGGCUUAUCUUUAGUUAGCUUGGCUCGUUUCGCGAGAUUAGAAUACCUCAGUGUUAGUCCAGGUCGAGAAUACACUUUGGGUAUGACAGAUUUUUCAUCCGAACAAGAUAUGCCAGAGUUCCCAGACGGACUGGCCGUGCAGUUGACCUUACCCCAGUCAUUGCGAGUGCUGAAUGCGAGUUUCCUGGGUGGAUCGGCCAAAGACAUACCAGAUCUGAAAUUUAUAAAUGCACACCAUUUACAAGUUCUUGAUCUCUCAUAUGACAAUGUAGAUGGCUGUACCUUUGUCGUGUCUGGACUGGAGAACUUGAAAGUGCUCAACAUAUCUGGGUUUGACUGCAGUUUUCUGUCUCCAAAAUUCUUUUCACAUUUUACAUCACUGGAUGUGUUAGUUGCCCAAAACUGUAGAUUGAAUACAGGCUUGCAGCAGAACUCGGUUGCCGCCAUAUUCAAAAAUCAAGCAAACUUAAGAACCUUGGAUCUAUCCAGUAAUAAUUUUGUAACACUCAACCUAGAUAUUUGA